AUGGGCAAGAAGAAGCGCGGUCACCCCGACGUCGAGGAGCUUUUGACUCGACCGUGGUGCUACUACUGUGAACGUGAUUUUGAAGAUCUAAAGCUUCUCAUCUCGCAUCAGAAGGCGAAACACUUCAAAUGUGACCGAUGUGGCAAGCGAUUGAACACGGCGGGAGGUCUCUCCGUGCACAUGAACCAAGUCCACAAGGAAAACCUCACAACAGUCGAGAAUGCGCUCCCUAACCGACAAGGACUCGAUAUCGAAAUCUUCGGUAUGGAAGGUGUUCCCGAGGAUAUUAUCCAACAGCACCACCAGCGCAUCAUCCAAAACUUCUACACCGCCCAAGCCGAGCGUCAAGCCGCGACAGGAAACCCCCCACGGGGCCUAUCAGGAGGCCAGGGCCCGACGAAGAAGUUGAAGUACGAGACACCCGAGGAGCUCAAAAAGAGGUUAGCCGAGCACCGCGCAAGGGUUGCCGCGCAAAAGGCCGCUGGCAUCAACGGCACGCCGGCUACGGCUGCUCCAGCCGAGAACCAGAGUCCAGCACAAGCCACACCCGCAUUCCCUCCUCCACAAGCAGGCUACCCCUACCCGCCCGCACAAGGCUACCCAGCCACGACCGCCUUCCCACCAGGCGCCCCCCCAGCCGGCACAACCGCUCCCUUCCCUCUGCCCGCUCGUCCCCCGAGCGGCUCCGCAGCAGCAGGCGCAGCCGGCGGAGCCCCGCCGCCGUACUACUACAACGGUGCCGCCGGAGGCGUGCCCCCUCCAGGAUAUCCCGGCGGCGCGCCGUCGACAGUCGACGAGUUGGUGGCGAAUGCGGCCCGUGGCGGGGCUGGUGGGGAUGAUAUUGAUCAGAUGAUUCGGUUGGCUGAGGCGGGCGUGCGGCCGUCGGUGUCGGCGGCGGCUGGGAAGGGGCCGGGAGAAGAGACGGGUGGAGCUGGGGAGAAGAGGAAGAAGGGGUCGAGGAUGGUGUAUGGGGAUACGGAGGUUAGUCCGGAGGAGAAGAUGGCGCUGUUGCCGCGGUAUCGGUGGGUUGAGGGUGCGGCGGCUUAA
Messenger RNA from Dichotomopilus funicola, 1047 nucleotides. RefSeq lists its product as uncharacterized. The coding region runs from base 1 to 1047 and encodes 348 amino acids. The record is from RefSeq and is a predicted model, not a curated record. Gene Ontology annotation, molecular function: DNA binding. Lineage: Eukaryota; Fungi; Ascomycota; Sordariomycetes; Sordariales; Chaetomiaceae. Gene Ontology annotation, cellular component: nucleus. The transcript is spliced from 4 exons.